Messenger RNA from Lindgomyces ingoldianus, 2809 nucleotides. RefSeq lists its product as uncharacterized. The record is from RefSeq and is a predicted model, not a curated record. Lineage: Eukaryota; Fungi; Ascomycota; Dothideomycetes; Pleosporales; Lindgomycetaceae. Bases 1 to 2661 code for a protein of 886 amino acids. The transcript is spliced from 28 exons.
AUGAAAAGGAUAAGUCCGCGAGAGACGCCUUGGCAUGGCGGCCUUAGUCUCGCCAAGACGAAGCUUGUUUCCGCCGAGCACCAUUGCACUCGUCUCACACUGGGCAUCAGUCAGAGCACUGAGCGUUGCUCGCUUUCGGGUGACAUGCCACUGGCCCCGAGCAGUUCGCUGGGGUGCUUUGGGCAUCUUGAUGAAACGUUCUUCCGCAUUUCGCAUCUGCCCGUGCGUGCCGGCGGCCCAAAAGCCCACUCACCAACUACUGGUCAUCGGCUUCUACUUUGCCGUAAUCUGCCUCUCCACCUUCCUUUUUGCCAGCUGCUUGGGGCAUGUGGCCGAGACCAGGGCAGAACGCCGCUGUGGAUGCAACAGCCGCACCGCCAAGGCCCACGAGGCCUCCUUCCAAGCAGCUGGUCGAAGUGUAAACGUCACCGGCUCGCCGAGGGUGGUAGCACUCACCCGCUGGAGUGUCUUCUCGACCCUCAAAUGAAAUCAGCACUGGUCGACUGUUUUCCGCGGCUCUUGAUCUGGAGGGCUGAAGCCUGCCUGGCCGGCCUCGCCAAUCUCAGGGUGUGGCCCCUGUUGCAGGAUCUCGUGUUCUCUCCAUUUUGGUUUGCCUGCAAUAUCCCUGACAGCUCGGAAUCCCCCGAUCAGACACUCCGGAAUUUCUCUUUCCACGCUAGGGCAUAUGCGGUUGGUAUGGGACUUCAGGAAUCGCUCCGCCAAUCUGCUCUCUGUUGUCUCCUUCGCGAUGGGCGGCUUGUUCUUGGCGCCCGCAUUACCUUUCUUGCGCCCACGCUAGCUCCAGAAGGGCCUCAACUUGCUCAAGUGUCGAACCCCCUGACAGCUCGUUCGCUGCACUCUAGUGCGCUGCAAUCUAGAGCUGGCCGUGUCCCGAAUCACACCAUAGACCUCAAGGAUUCGUCCUUCUUUCCAAUGUCCCCAAACCGCCAACAUCGAUUCCUGAUAGCUUACCGAUUAUCGGAGACCCUGAAAUCGCGGGGGUUGGAUAAGCUCGUGAGUGACGUGUUCCAGAACCUUUCCGAUGGAGAGGAAAAUUCCAUGGCACCUCUGCGAUUAUCGCCAGAUAAUCUCGCGUCUGCCAAGCCCUCCACUCUGAUCGGUGGAAACCUCGGCAUAGUUGUAUUUCUUGUCACAUGCACCUUUCUACGCCUUGUGCAAGCCUUCUCGGAACUUGAUCGCUGGUGGUUGCUUAUGCAUGAUUUUACCAUGUAUCUUUCGGCUAAUGGCGGGCUAGGAAAACGAGAAUUUAACAAAAAUCCACCGCAAAUUUCUCAAUGCCUGUCAACUCGUACCGCUGUGUCAGAUCGAAAUAUCAGGAUACCAGUGAAGGACAAAAUACACCCCUACACCUUUGAGACUCUAAAAGAAUACCACUACAUCCUCGAUGCUAGCAACCUCGGAUUUUCGACCCAAAUCGUCGAGAGAUCAGAAAUCGAAGGGUGUGGCUCCUUCCAGAACCUGGGCCGUCAUCUGAGGCCAACCAUUUCCAAGGUUGUUCGUUUUGCGAUACGCCCUUCGAAGCCCCCACAGCAAUUGAAACUUGCAUACUCUAACGCCUUGAUAACACAUGCUUCCGGUUUCGCUUUGCUUGAGCCCAUGUGGCCUCCCCCUCCAUUGAAAACAUGGGGAGCCCUUCGGCUACCUAAUAGAUCAAUCAUCGAGGUAGUUUUCGGUGUUUUUGGCAUACUUGGGACGGUGGGACCAACAUCCGAGCUCCUUGACCCCGUUUCCUCACAUCAGUUCGCACAAGCGACCCUAAUCCUCGUGAACCCAUUCCCUAUUUCGCGAUACUUUCCUCGUUUUCAAGCCCGCUCCGCCAUAAAUACGAUUGGCCUGGCGCAAACCGGUUCCAAUCGAUUUAGGAAGUCGAGCUCUUUUAGGAAGAAAUCUGAUGACAAUGUAACCCAUUCAUAUAAACCGCAGAAAUUCAGCCUCAUCGCCGACCAAAAUGCCAUGCUCAACAUAUCCCUGUAUUCAACGACCCCUGGGCCCAUUCACCGACAUUUCUCUGGCCGCAUCCCUGUACCCCGCGAAUCUGGGUAUUGCAUGAAGAAUGUAAUCGAAGGAUACGACGUUGAGAGAUGCGGUAUCGAAGCGCGUUGCAUGCCGAUUCGUCUUGUGGAAGGCCUGACUUCGCCGUUUACGCGAAACAAGCACUCCCGAACAAGCUCUCCGGAAUCCGCAUACCGAGCCGCAGGCACCAGGAACAAUAGUGACAAUCAAUCCUGCAGACCCCACAAUAUCUCAGAGACCCCUCAGCUGAUCCUCACACGGCGAGCGGGUCCCGGAGACCCCCGGACGAAAAAAAAUGCGAUUUCGAUUGGUUCACGAAUACGAUUAUUACCCCAUAAGGCAAAGAUCCUAUGCAAGCAAGACAGUCGGGGUCCUUAUUUCUCCUCGAGCACGCUAUACCCCAUAAUAUUGUCAGUGAUGUUAUCAGUUUUCUCAGCCUUAUACGGCUCUCUUGAAAUGGUAGAGCCAUGCAGCCAGAAUGGUAACAUUCGAAUUCUGAUCGCAGUCUCAAACAAACGUUACCCAUACCCUACCUAUCUCAAUAGCGAAACUUCUAUCCAACUAGCCACGGAUCCUCAGACACCUGAUGUGAAACGCCAACACACUCUCUAUCCACACCCACGGUAAUCCCUUCUGCAUAAUCCACCGCCAGCAAAGCAGCCAUCGUGUUAAACAUCCGAGGGACCAUUAAACCGGUACCAAACCCCCGGUACACCACCGUUGCCCUCGGAAGCUGCGCCUUCUCGCGGUCGUACGACUUCGGGACCCCGUGCGG